AUGGACUCUCAGCUGUUGCUUCAGCGAGAAGCCUCAGCGAAGGGUUACACGUUGACGCCGCUCUGCCAAGUUAGUGCCCUGCCCACAUCACAGAAGGUGGCUUGCUGCGGCGGUCUUCUUGAGAAAAUCGUGGCGGAGUCUGCGCAGGAUUGUACGGUGCUGCUGCGGGAUGCGACGGGCACGGUGCACUGCGCCAUCCACGGCGCCGUAUCGAGCCGGUACCCCGACGUCUUGGCCGCAGGGGCGUUGCUCCUCCUCAGUGAUGUCACUGUGCUUGUAACCUCGACACUGCUACGGCCGGUGUUAAUUGUCUGCUUGGAGCACCUCGCCGCCCUCAUGCUGCCGGAGGGACCACCAGAGAGCGGUCAAAGAACUGCAGUGGGACUUGCGUCGUCGGCAUCUUUGUUUAUGGAUCUUCCGCCCCACCAAGAGGAAGUCGUGUCCAACUGGUGCCAGGACACGGUUCGUGGGGUGGCCCACGAGAGGGCGCGCGAGCAGUGUAUUGGGUCGGUCGCACCAGAAGCUGCAAACCCCGCCCCUACAGAGUUCAUCAUUCCCUCCGGUGUGGACAGUGACGAAGAUUGCCUGCAGUUGGCGGACGACCUUUAG
This is a messenger RNA of Trypanosoma conorhini, 609 nucleotides long. RefSeq lists its product as uncharacterized. Gene Ontology annotation, biological process: recombinational repair. The record is from RefSeq and is a predicted model, not a curated record. Lineage: Eukaryota; Euglenozoa; Kinetoplastea; Trypanosomatida; Trypanosomatidae. Bases 1 to 609 code for a protein of 202 amino acids. The transcript has a single exon.